Molecule: messenger RNA, 1860 nt
Organism: Fundulus heteroclitus (mummichog)
Lineage: Eukaryota; Metazoa; Chordata; Actinopteri; Cyprinodontiformes; Fundulidae
Exons: 4
Coding region: 91-1860 (589 amino acids)
Source: RefSeq, a predicted model, not a curated record
CUUCUGCUAAAGUGGCUUGGGAAGGAGUCAGCAGAGCAUAUUGAGCAGAUAAGAGCAAUACACAUCAACCGGCCAGAAGCAGGACUGGCCAUGGCAUGGGAAAGGCUCGAGCUAACAUAUGGCUCAGCUGAAGCAAUAGAAAAUGCUCUGUUCAAACGCAUUGACAGUUUUCCAAAAAUAAUAAACCGAGAUGGACCUAAGCUGACAAAGCUGGGUGAUCUACUGAUGGAACUGCAGGCCGCCAAGGCUGAAGGAGACUUACCAGGCCUGGCUUUCCUUGACACGGCGAGAGGCGUCAACCCAAUUGUACAGAAACUCCCGUCUCGUCUCCAGGACAAGUGGGUGAUAGCUGGUGCAGCCUACAAGAGUCAAAACAAGGUAAACUAUCCUCCCUUUGGUUUCUUUGUCGAUUUUGUCAGCCAGCAGGCUCGCAUUGCAAAUGAUUCAAGCUUCAGCUUCAUCGGCAAUCCAGACACGGCCCCGAGGACAGAGAAGACAGCAUGGAAGCCAAACAGACAGCGGGAAGUCUCCGUCCACAAGACAGAGGUGUCACCCAGAGCCACGUCUGACACGGGUGAGCCUCCAACAAAAUCCGACGACAGCGACAAACUGUGUCUGUUGCAUAAAAAGCCCCAUCCUCUCCCAAAGAACUGCAGACUCAAUGUCCAGUGUUUGGAAUGUAAGAGCGAUAGGCACAACACAGCGCUUCACCCCGGGCCCGCACCCUGGCAGCAGGAGGCUGGCCCUGCUUCUGAGCACGGCGGGGAGGAAGAUGCAGCUUCAUCGCAGUCUCAGAUCACCAACAAAUGCACAAAAGUCUGCGGAGGCGAACUCACAGACCGCUCCUGCUCAAAAAUAUGCCUCAUCAAAGUGUUCCCAACUGGCCACAGAGAAAAAGCUGUGAAAUUGUAUGCGAUCAUGGACGAGCAGAGCAACAGGUCGCUGGUUGACUCACAGUUCUUCGACAUGUUCAACGACCAAAGUCCAAGCGCACCGUACACACUGAGAACAUGUGCUGGAGUGAAGCAAUCAGCAGGUAGGAGGGCCAGUGGCUAUGAAGUGGAGUCUCUGGAUGGAACUGUUCGCGUCCCGUUGCCAAGCCUCAUAGAAUGUAACGACAUACCGAACAACAGAGAAGAGAUUCCAACCCCUGAAGUAGCUCUUCAUCAUGAUCAUCUAAGUGCCCAAUACGACGGCAUAUCACUCAACAACGUGCUGUUAACGGGACCUGACCUGAAUAACACACUUCAGGGAGUGCUGAUCCGGUUCAGAAGAGAGGCCAUCGCCAUCACAGCCGACAUAGAGCAGAUGUUCUAUUGCUUCCGGGUAAGAGAAAAAGACCGUAACUUCUUGCGUUUUCUCUGGUUCCAGAACAACGACCUCUCCAAAGCCAUCGUGGAUUACCGCAUGAACGUCCACGUUUUCGGCAACAGCCCUUCACCUGCAGUGGCUAUUCACGGUCUACACAAGUCGGUCCAAGGCAACGAGUUCCAUGUCGACCCAGAUGUGCAGCACUUCGUGUUGCACGACUUCUAUGUCGAUGAUGGACUGAAGUCCCUACCCACGGUUCAAGCUGCUAUCAGCCUGCUAAAAAGGACACAGGAUGUGCUCUCCAAGUCAAAUCUGAGACUUCACAAGAUUGCAGCGAACAACAACGAGGUCAUGGACGCCUUUCCAUCCAGUGACCACGCGAGUGACCUCAAAGACCUUGACCUCGACGCAGACGAGCUGCCAUUGCAGCGCAGCCUCGGGCUUGACUGGAAUCUCAAGACAGACUGCUUCCUUUUUAAUGUCUCCAGUGCAGCCAAGCCCUACACCCGGCAAGGCUAUCCUGCGAGAGCUCACGGCGGAGAACGGUGA